Messenger RNA from Caenorhabditis sp. 36 PRJEB53466, 9225 nucleotides. The record is from the annotation of a GenBank genome assembly. Lineage: Eukaryota; Metazoa; Nematoda; Chromadorea; Rhabditida; Rhabditidae.
AUGUACAGCGGUUACGGAGGUGGUUCAUUCAACAUUCAAGAUUAUGCACCAUCUAAUCCAUUGGGUAUUUGCGAAAUUAUUCCACUGAAAUUAAUUCACUUAUAAAGUAAUAAUUUCAGACUCAUUCCCCGCCUUUACGCCACAACCUACUCAACAGCAAGUAGAAGCAGAAGCUCCGCGUCCGCCUCAGCCCACUUCUUCAGAUCAUGCCCAGGAUAACAGAAGAUUUUUUCCUUCGAUGGUUCGCUGGAUCUAGCAGGAUCUGUACAAUAGUGUUUCUUGCAGCAAAAUGCAGCAGCUAGCCGUUCUCAAUCAAUCAGUGGACAACAGGAUAUGCCUGCCGCUCGAACGGAACGAAUGGUUGGUUAUCUGUGUUCCCUAUCUUUCAUGGUUUUCCGUUUUCAGAUGUCAGAUCCGAGGAAUAAAAGUACUGAGGAGCUGAGAAAAGAGUUCGAACGAGCACCACCGUACGUACCGACUCCCAUAAAUGUAAGCGUUUUUCAUUUGUAUCUAUCCAUGUCACCCCGUAAGCCAGUUAGUGAUGCACCGAUCCUCUCAGUCUCUCGAUUGUUUCAUUAUGCCCAUCUCUGUUUCUCACAUACUAACUAAGCGUUACUGCUCAAACGUUCUGUGUGGAUUCUGUGCCGGCAAUUUGCUGAUCACACCCAAGACUUCUACAUUGUCGCUCAUUCCGUGUGGUGUUCUUCAGGGUAACGAUGCAAGCGCGGGCAAUCUCCUGCCGCCCGUUCAGGCCGCUCCGAGCUCAUCGACUGCUAACAAUACAGUUCCGUCGCAAACGUCUGGACGAGGUCAGAACAGAGCGAAGCCGGAUCCAACGACUCAUCCAACUCGUGCAGCCCAGCAGCCAGACCAACCGCAACCACCACAACAAAAUGCCUUUGCCCUUCUGACGCAGCAGGAGCAACUAAUGCAGCAGCAGCUCAGACAAGUGUCUCAAAUGCCGGUGCGCCUUCCGAGAGCAGGACAACGUCCACAGGUCCCCGGGAUCCCUAAUUUUUUCGCACCGCCGCCAUCUGGAGUUAACGGACAUGGACCUCAAGGACCGCUCAUGCAAAAUUUUAACGUCCAGGGACUCCCAAUGGAGAAUGUGAAUAACGAUGCUGUGCUUAAAAUCAAAGCUACGAUAGCUGAUGCGCUGAAAACAUCAACGCCACGGGUGAUCGAAACAUGGCUGGAAUUCUCAAGUCCGCGUAACAUGCUGCCUCCCUUCCACGUUAGGCUCAGAAGAGAUGUUCUGCCAGCGGAAAUCGUCUGCCAAGCUUUCCUGCACAUGGGAAUUAUUCCGAGUCAGAAACUCAUUCACACGUUGCCACUUCAUGCUCGUAAUUUGAUACUCCAAAUCAUUCAGAACCGAAUGUCACAGAACCCGCAAUUCAUGCCUCAACAGAACGUGCCGCGUCCUCUCAACCCUCCUCCUUAUAAUCAAGGGAACUCGAAUCAAAUAUUCGGACCACCACAAGAAGGAGUACUUCCGCCAGUUUUCAAUGGACCUCCUAUGCAGUCGCAUCAAAUUCCGCCAGGGAUACCAAUGGCCCCUUCCGGACCGAUGUUUCAUCAAGGACGAGGACAGCCACCACCUCCGCAGUUCCAUCCGCAAGUUCCACCGGGAAGCAUUCAACCGCAUCCAAUGAAUCUUCACAAUUUCAACAACACCGGAGGACCGCCACCGGGUUUCGGACCAGGACCAGCUGGUCAUAUCAUGCACCAACAUCAGCUAGUUCAGCAACAAAUGCACCACAUGCACAUGCAAAUGCGCCAACAUCAAAUGACGCAAGCUGCCCCACCUCAACAGCAGAUUCAACAGCGAACACCGCCACGGCCAGCGCAGCGUACACCACAGCAGCGGAAACCUCAACCGGCUCAACGUCAGCGACCAGAACUUCAGACUCAGCAUCAGAACGUUACCUCUACGGUUCAACCGUCAGCGCCGCAAUCGGUCGGUGUAUCUGCUGAAGCUCCCCGAAACUCAAUGUUCGGAAUACCCGCCGAUGAGUCACCGCCACCAUCUGCCCAUUCUCCACAGCAAAACCUGGCCGAUCCGGAUCACGAAGUCGAUAUGAAACCUGUAACCGUGAGAAAAUCGAAUGAAGCUCAACAAAAGAAGAAAAAGAGAACUAUCGGUGAGUGCAUUCAAAUUUUGAAGUAUACUAGUAUAUAAACCUCAAUACUUACAGAUAUCAUCACAAUGGACGACGAUGACGAACUACAUCCCACUUCUGCACCGCCUUCUCAGUCGCGAGCGAUUCGAGUCAAGGCUGAGCCAGUCGACGAAGUGUCUUCUUCGUCUGGAAAUUAUCCAGACGGUCCUUCAACAUCCGGAACACGGUGCAUUGUGAAACAGGAGCCUGUCGAUCUCGAAAAUGACAUGAUACAAAGAGUCGCCGCAAUGAGAAGAGCAGAAAAAGAGAAGAAUAAGCUGUUUGCUGAAAUGCAGGAAGCACUUGCAAAAGCAGAGGCGGAGAAGGCUACCGAGGCAGCAAGAGCGGAAUCUGCUCGAAAGGAAAUGGAAGCAUGCACUGCGAGAAUGGCCAAAGAACGCAUGGAGUGGGAGCAGAUGUUUGUUGCCAAAAUUAAAGCUGCUGAGGACAGGAUAUUUUCGGAAGUGGAGAAAAAGUUUGAAGAACGUUUGGAGCAAACCGUGCCAAAAAAUGCAGUGCAGGAAACAGUGGCUCUCCCCUUUGAAAAGCCAAUCGGAACUGAAUCACGUUCGUCAUCUACCGAAUCGAUUUUUACGCCAAUACACAAGGGAAAGAAGAAGGUGGUUAUUUCUUCAUCUGACGAAGACGAGAGUGCUCCAACCACUCAAAGCAAUCUGGUUGAGCCAAAACCGUCGACGUCUUCCGGAUCGAAAAGGAAGAGGGAUACGCGCAAUCGUGCUGACGAAAAGGACGACUCUGACGACGACGUCAAUACGCAACAAGUGAGAAGAAGGAGGGUAAGAGUAGUGGAUUCCGACGAUGAAUGGAAUGCGCAUCAGUCUGAGGAUUCCGAUGAAACCACCUUCGGAGCUUCCGUAGAUGAAUCCUGCGACGAAUUUGCUGAAGAGGACGAAGAAGAAGACAGUAUGGGCUCUUUUAUUGCCAGCGACGACGAACCGAUCGAAUACGAAAAACCACGAAAGAGACGGCACGAGUCGUCCCGAUCGAAUAGUUUCUCGCCGAAAAGAUCGAAAAGCAGAAAUUUGUCUCGAAAGGACGAUAGGAAAUCGCAGAAAAGAGAUUCUUCAGUAAAGUCAAGAACAUCCGAUCGACUUCAGUCAUCCGAAUCCUUGCCGUCGACUUCAGCCAUUCUAAAAACUCAGGAGGAAAUCGGAAGGGAAAAUAUCCUGAAAAGGCAGAGAAGAGCACAAGUGUCUGAGGAUAACCGAAUGAAGAAAAUGAAGGAGAGGAUGAAUGUGAAUCCGGGAGAAUUCACCGUGAGCGAGAUGCGAAGAACUCGCGCAUCUCAUGCUGCGACGGUGGAGCCUCAGCCAUUGGCGGCAGCUCUUCUGGACGCGCUCAAAACAGCUCGAACGACAAGUAGCAGUUCGUCCAAGGUGAGACGACCGCGUUGAUCAAUCUGUGCAUCGGUUUUUUAUUUUUUCCACCUAUUGAAAAUCCUCCUGUUUGUCUAACCCGCGUCUAUUCAUGUUACUAACCGUAUAUGUUUCGUGAUUUUUUUUCUGCAUUCUUUUUUCCUAACACCAAUCUAUGACAAUAAAUGAGAUGAAUGUUCCAAUAAAAUCUCAGCUCGCAGGGGUCAAACGAUAAUUUUAUUGCAGCGGGAACGUAAUCUGUCGACAGAGAAGCGGAAGAAUCGAACUGAUGAGCGGCACCAGCAACCGUCAUCGUCGACACAGAAAAGAGCAGCGGCUCCGAGAACAGCUGAUUUCAGUUCAGUCGAAGAUCUGGAAGGAGUGCACGUGCCGGUCAAAAGAAUGGCUCAUUCGAACUCCAUUCCUGGCCCUGCCAAGAUUCGCCAGCCAACAUCAUCUACUUCUGCAGCGAGCAAACGUCUGACACAGUCUCAGUUGGAUGAAAAACGUCAUAGAGAAGCAGAAGAACGUAAGAAAAGAGAGCAAGCUGCCAACGAAGAGCUGAAAAAGAAUGUGAGUGCUGAUGAGAAAGAGAGAAGUUUAAAAAAGUGUUUUUUCAGAAGUUCCUCACACAAGAACAACAGUUUGGAAUGAACAAAUCUCGAAUAGGAUCCGCGCAGAAGGGCUCAGAAAGAGUCGCUCGGGCCGUGAAUUCGGUGCCGUCUACCAGCACUUUCGUCAAAAAAGUAAUUAAAAAGGAGCCGGGCACAUCGACUCCAGAGCCGCCAAAAGCACAACCACCUCCCCUUCUUGAUCAGUCGAAAGGAGCGGUCAGUUCGAGCGAAAACAGACGAACCUUCAGAAAUUAAAUAUUUCAGAUAUUCUAUAGCACUCGAAAGACUUUAAUUGAGGGCCUUUUCAAGGCUCUUAUCGAGAUUGGACAUCCGAAAGCCGCUGAAGAAGCUCAGAGAAUUGAACUGUCAGUGAUGAACAAAAAUCCAGGAAAGGAAAAGUAUUGGAAGGCAGGAUGCCAAGAACGUGUCAUUAUAAAAAGGACAAAACCAGCCGACAUUAUUGAAGUGAACCCGAAGGGUGAGUAAGCACUGAGCAAAUGAUUGAGAAAUUGGUCGUUUCAAAAAAAUGACCACAAAGGUCUUCUUUUGCAUAUGAGGAAAGGGUGAAGAACAAAUUAGGAAGCUGUGAGAUGGAAGGGGAAAAGACAUGUCAGAAUCUACGUCCUUGAGGGCGAGUGUGUGUACGUUUGUGAGUGUAUCCAUCGUCAUUUCUGGGCGCGCGAGCCAGAAUUUGUUUCGUCUUUGUUUCUCACUUGGCAACGAGCGAGUCGCCCGCCAUUCACUCACCUGCAGACGUUGCUUUCCGUCGACUCGUUUCCAUCAGUUUCGAUAGAAUUGCGUCAUUCUAAACACAAUAUAAUAUUGUUGGUCUCUCGCUUUCCAUUCCCAGAAAUGUAUGUUUAUCAAGGAGAACCAACAGUUCAAAGGUAUCAUUGGAUUAUUCUGCCCGUAAAACAGCGACAUCAUAAAUCCCCCUACCAAAUAGACCUUUCGCUUCUAACUACCACUCUCUGCGCGUCUCAUUUUUCGAAUGGGAUACGGUCGUCGUUGACGGCAUUGUGUUUCUGCAUUGAACACACAUCGUAUCACUGCCUUUUUAACACUUCAAAAGACAUGUGACUCGAUAAGACUUGUGGUUCCUUAUCGAUUUACCCCCUCCUUUUAUGCGGCUUCUCUGGCAGUCUCCAUGGCGCUCGCAUGUUUCUCUCCUUCGCGAGAGAGAGAGAGAAGGCACUGAUAACAGCCGUAUUUUCUCCCUCGCCUCUCUGCCGCGGUCACCCACGGACGUUCGUGUGCGGCGGGCACUCCUUCCCGUCCGUGUCUUUUCGAAACCAUUCGCGUUCCUUCGUAUGCGCAUCUGCGUCUCUUUCUCGUUUUCCCGUCGACCGUCUUGUUUUCCAUUCCCGUCUGUCUGUCUCCAAGGUUCUCUUGCAGAGCAUGAACAACGGCUAUCCGGCCGGCGUAUUUUACGCUGCCGGUCCGCCAUUCCGCAACAUCGGAAAUCAGAUGAUAACAGCGCCUUCGCAGACAAUGUGCGUACCGGCGGCCCCUACUCAUCCUCCACCUGUUUCUAUGCCCUUCGGUUGUUAUCAGCCGUCAUCAGUCUAUCCCACAUAUGUUGUCGUUGAUCAGAGGCCAAUACAGCAGAUGUCGUAUCCGGUGUGGGCUCAAUGUCCGCCACGUCAGUCUCAGCCGAUGCCAGUGCCCUACCCGCAGAGCGUGCCGUAUGCUCCUCCAUAUUAUUCCCAAAUGCCGUCACCGGUCGCUUUUCAAACACCACCGCCUCGCCAAAAUGAGCCAAUUAGAAGCAAGUUUCUUCGAUCCUCACAAACAAGCGUUUUCAAUACAUGUUUUUAAAAAUAGUGCUAUUGACAAAUAAUUCUUAACGAUUUCUCUUUUCCAGCUAUUUCCCACGAUAGAAUCAUCGCCGGCGGAACGAAAGAAAACUUCUCACUUCUCAAAGGCCGAAAGACUCACGUGCGGCAUCAGGAGCUGAGCACCGAAGAUCUUCAUCCACAUCUCGUCAGACUGAAAUUGACGGCGAGCGAACUCCAGCAAAAUGCCUAUCCGCUCUUUGUCAACAACACAAGAAUCGCUGAGAUCGCCGAGACGACUUAUACCAAGAACAAGAAAAUGUUUUUGGAGCAAUUCGACAGAAAGAGGACAUGCAGUCGGUGCAACAAGGAGUUCAGUCUGACGAAGGACGGCAACAUGAUUCGCGAGAAAGACAUCUGCCGUUAUCACAACCGACAAAUUGUUCGAGAGGGAAAGAAGCGUAAGUUUUUUUGUACUAUCGAAUAAAUACUAUUUUCGUUUGAACAUACGCUCUGUUCGAAUUUUUAUUCAACUUUAUCAUUUUCAGAGACAUUCAGCAAACGCUACCACUGUUGUAACGAGGAAAUCAACGUGGCUCCGGGUUGCAAAUUCAGUGAUGUUCAUGUUUUCGAUCAACUCUUCAAGGCUGAACUCGGAAAGUUCGUCUCGACGCCGGCUCCAUCAGCACCCAACGAUCCGAGAUCCAUGAAGGUUUGUUGUUGCUUCUCGGCUACAUCCAGGCCCAACCGUUUUCGUUUUAGGCGUAUGCUCUCGAUUGUGAAAUGGUGUACACUGUGGCCGGACCUGCUCUCGCUCGUCUGACGAUGGUUGACAUGAAAGCGGUGAAAGUGCUGGACGUCUUCAUCAAGCCGCCUACCGAGGUUCUCGAUCCGAACACUGAAUUCUCCGGACUCACUAUGGACCAGAUUCAGAACGCGGAAGACACUUUGCAGACUGUAAGUAAUGUCGAACCUCCGAUUUGGUCUUACUCUCGCCUUUUUCAGUGCUAUCAGAAGUUGUUCCGUUUCGUCAAUUCGGAAACCAUUCUCAUCGGACACUCCCUCGAGUCCGACCUGAAAGCGAUGAGAAUCGUUCAUCAAAAUGUCAUCGAUACGGCUAUUCUGUUCUCGGGAACUGAGCACAAGAAGGCAUUGAGAACGCUGUCUUCCGUACAUCUCUCGAAAACGAUUCAAGGCGACAAUGAGGAUGCUCUCGGCCACGACUCGCUCGAGGACGCCCGUACCUGCGUAGAUCUCAUUUUCUUCGGUCUCAAAAACCCUGAAUCUUUGGGAAGACGUUCUUCCCCUUCUUAAACUUCAUUUUUCUCUAUUCUGGGUCCCGAUAAUCCCUCUCACUUCCUCACCCCGGCGUACCCCAUGAAAUGAAUCUCGUCAGUCCGCUUUUCUUGGUUGGUUUUAGUUGCUUUGCUCUCUUGCUCCCCCUUUGUUGGCUUUAAAAUUGGGCUAGAUCAGCAAGAAUACUUUAAUUUGUCUUUAUGUUUUCAAAUGUAAUUUAAUUUUUCCAUAUACACAGUCUUCCAUAAGUAUCUAAAUAAUAAUCGUAUUUUCCGCCCUUCUUGGUUUUUUGUUCCUCUUGAACCAUUAUAUAUUUCCGCGAAAUGAAUUGUUGAUGGGAGAUUCAAUUAGUUUCCGACUGAAAAUGGUUCCAAUGGCCCUAUUUGGUUUUUGGGGAGCGUGCCGGCUGAAUGAAAAACAACUUUUUAGAUUAGAAUUUAGCGAUGUCAAAAAUAAUCGGAAAAAUAACCCGACUGCCGAAAACAUUGUACGAGCACAAAAAGAAGACGAUCUUCUUUUCGUUUCUCGGAUAUCUCGGCGCCGAUUGGGUUUACAGAUGGAAUCGGAAUCAGAGAAUUCGGAAGCAGUACGCGGAGAUCGCUGUCCAAUACGGCGAAAAGACUGUGUCGCGUUCGUGCCUUCGUGGUGAAUUGCCGUGGAAAAUAUGCAAUUUCAGCUGACGACCGUCCGAAACGGAUCUUUGUGUUAGUGAACGUGGAGGGAAACUCUCGAAGCUGCUUCGACGCAUUCAACAAAAACGCGCUGCCACUCUUCCAUUUGGCUGGUGUGCAAGUUGAUGUCGUGAAAGUGAGCCAUUCUGAAUUCAAGGAUUACGGGAAAAGUCGAAGUCAUUCAGGCAGACAAUGAAGCUCAGUUGGAGGCUUUGGCGGGAGCUGUGGACACGCAAGAGGCCGAUGUUCUCUACGUUGUUGGCGGAGACGGAACGAUCGGAAAAGUGGUGACGGGCAUCUUCAGAAAUCGGUACAAUCUUAUCCAGUUCAUCCUUUCCGCUUCUGAACAAACUUUUUCAGUGACAAAGCGCAACUUCCAGUGGGAUUCUAUCCGGGCGGGUUUGAUAAUCUGUGGCUGAAGCGAAUGGUACCGUCCGUGUUCGAAAAGUCGGAAGACGUUCGACACGCGUGUGAGACAGCGAUGGCAGUCAUUGAGGACCAGAAACGGAGUGUGUUCGCUUUUGAGAUGAACACUGAAGACUCGCAACAAGCGCCCGAAUACGGACUGGGAGACGUGAGUGCCGGAUGGUUCCGGCAGAUUGAGGACACGCGCAAGAAGUUCUGGUACUUUUCCAUCUUCAAACGGCGUUGGGCCUACGUCUGGGAGAUGCUGAAGAGAUCGCCUGCCCCGAUCGAGUGCCAUGUGGAAUACGAGGAAACCUGUGCGGGAUGCGAGAAGUGCCGUCCGAAGCCAGUGCUCGAGGCGCCCACGUGGAGAUGGUGGCACGUCCUCACUGGCGCGCCCAAAUACAAGAACAGUGACGGUGAGCACUGGGAAAUUAACAAAUAAGGCAAGAAAGCAAGUUCAAUUUACAGCUGUCCGAGAUUUCACCGGAAUUGUGAACGAAAAGUGCGGAGAAAAGCACGAAUUGGAAGCGAAAGGAACCGAAUUGCUCAUUGAGAACGAGCAAAUGGGCGAUUACUCGCAACUCCGUUUCCGGAUGGGCGGAACGGACGCCGGACGGACUGGUGUGAUUGCGGACGGAUGGAAGAGAUGUUCGGAGGGAAUUGUGGGAAGAAGCACGACCGAAGGAUUCUACUCGACCGACUUCCUCGCCAAUUCCGCUUCUUUCAAGAUUUCUGCUCUUCCGGUCAGAUACUCGUCUCCUUCUUCUCCUCUAUUUCGUAAUUUUCAGACCUACAUUCAUCGUCUCUACGUGUCGAGUGUUCCCACUGCGAAAGACGCCGAACUGACGGACAAGAAGGUGACAAUCCGUGGAACUCAGAAGAAAAUCGAAGUGUUUAUUCCAUCCGCCAUUCGAUUCGAACUGUGA